AUGGCAUCAGCUUCAAGUACUAGUGCUCGAAGUUUAUUCAUUGAGUCAAAAAUGAGAUUGGCUGAUAGAGUUCAAGUCAACGUAAAUAAUAUUGCUUCCCUUGCAAGGCAAAUACAAAGGGGUUCAAAAAGUAGUGAUAUAUUAAUGCACAGUGCAAAAAAUUUUACACAGCAAGAACAUGGUUUAGAAGCAGCAGAAACCAAUUUAAACAAAAUUGCCCUUAUAGCUACACAUUUAGAAUAUCAAAUAGAAUGCAUCAACAGGAGUUCUAUAAUCUUAGAAGAUGUUACUGAACAAAUACGUGCUAUGCAAAGAUAAAUUAUUCUGAUCAAUAUUUAUCACAAGUUUAUUAUUCAUACGUAAUUUAUUAUAUACAUACAACACAAUGUAUUCAAAACAUUAGGCACAAAUGGACCUAUAUAAUUCGUUUUUAUUGGUCUGAAAAGUGUA
Messenger RNA from Dufourea novaeangliae, 450 nucleotides. It is a transcript of the gene BORCS7, whose product is annotated as UPF0693 protein C10orf32 homolog. NCBI's taxonomy places the organism in Eukaryota, Metazoa, Arthropoda, Insecta, Hymenoptera, Halictidae. The transcript is spliced from 2 exons. Gene Ontology annotation, cellular component: BORC complex. The record is from RefSeq and is a predicted model, not a curated record. The coding region runs from base 1 to 318 and encodes 105 amino acids.